GAGAUUGCGAAACUGUCAAAGUCAAAUCUAAUGAAUGACUCCAUCCGUAGUUAUUUUGAUUAAUUAUUUUUGUAUAUGAUUUUACUUUAUUUCGUUUACUUAAUAUUGUUGUGAUAACAUUCUUAUGAAAAUACAUAAAAUAGUGAAGUUUUGUUAGUAUUGUCCCAGUUUAAGUGUUCUAAAUCAUGGAAGAUAUAUUUCAGUGGUGCAGGGAAGGAAAUGCUUUGCAGGUGCGAGUCUGGCUGGAUGAUACUGAACAUGAUAUGAAUCAGGGAGAUGACCAUGGGUUCAGCCCUUUACACUGGGCCUGCAAAGAGGGUCACAUCAAAAUUGUGGAGAUGCUCAUGAAACGAGGAGCCAGAAUUAAUGUCACAAAUAUGGGUGAUGAUACUCCGCUGCACCUGGCCGCUGCACAUGGGCAUAGGCCUAUAGUUCAAUUGCUCUUACAAAACCGUGUGGACGUCAACUUCACAAACGAGCACGGCAACUCGCCGCUACACUACGCGUGCUUCUGGGGCUACAGUGCGAUCGCGGAGGAUUUGGUGCUGGCUGGUGCACUCGUCUCGCUGGCUAAUAAGGAUGGUGAUACACCGUUAGAUAAGAACAAGGGACAAUUGGUGCAGAGACUCCAUGAGCUAGCAGUGAACCAAGGGCAGGACCUAAAGAAGAUUCAAUUCAAGGAUCAAUCGUGGCUCGGUCUUAAGACAAGAAGCAGGGACGCAACAUUAUCUCGUCACAAGGGUAUCAACAUCAACGAGCUGGCUUUGCACACUCGUAUUGCUGUCACGCCAUCUGGUGAAACAUGGCGCGGUCGUUGGCAGAAGAAUGAUAUAGUAGCGAAAAUUGUAGCCGUGCGUGAAUGCACGCCUAGAAUACAACGAGAUUUCAACGAAGAGUUCCCGAAAUUGAGGAUCUUCUCACAUCCCAACAUUUUGCCUGUGGUGGGUUGCUGCGUAUCCCCACCGUCUCUAGUGGUGAUAUCACAAUAUAUGUCGUGGGGAUCUCUAUACUCGUUACUGCACGGUGGUGCUGGAGGGCGGGUGGUAGUGGAUGCAGCUGCAGCACUCCGUCUCGCAAGAGAUGUAGCUGCGGGUAUGGCGUACUUGCAUUCGUUGCAAAGAGACCGCGUACUGCCUACGUAUCAUCUGAAUAGUAAACAUGUUAUGAUCGACGAGGACCUAACAGCUCGCAUAAACAUGGCGGACUCGAAGUUCUCGUUCCAAGAGCGCGGGCGAGUGUAUGCCCCGGGCUGGAUGUCGCCCGAAGCCCUGACGAAGCCGUGCUCCAAGCGCAACUGGGAGGCGGCAGACAUGUGGAGCUUCGCCGUGCUGCUGUGGGAGCUGGCUACCAGAGAGGUGCCAUUCGCUGACCUGUCUCCAAUGGAAUGCGGCAUGAAAAUAGCCCUCGAAGGGCUCAGAGUUACCAUUCCACCCGGCAUUUCGCCUCACAUCUCGAAAUUGAUCAAAAUCUGCAUGAACGAAGACCCCGGCAAACGACCAUCUUUCGAAAUGAUUCUGCCGAUUUUGGAGAAAAUGAAACGUUAAACUGGCAACAUUGUAAGUCUUGCCUAUACGAAAUUGGCGCAAAUCGUUUAGGCAAGUAUAAUUCUCUUAUGUCUCCUCUACACUACUCGCGAAGUUGAACGAGGUUAGACGAAUAUAAUAAUGUAGAGAGGCAGUUCGUCUUACUUCGUCCAACUUUACCUCGCCUCGGCCGACUUCCGUUUGUUGUCGGUUUUUG
Messenger RNA from Colias croceus (clouded yellow), 1740 nucleotides. RefSeq names its product integrin-linked protein kinase (gene Ilk). Gene Ontology annotation, biological process: protein phosphorylation; substrate adhesion-dependent cell spreading; integrin-mediated signaling pathway. The record is from RefSeq and is a predicted model, not a curated record. Gene Ontology annotation, molecular function: protein kinase activity; protein binding; ATP binding. The transcript is spliced from 8 exons. Bases 186 to 1544 code for a protein of 452 amino acids. Lineage: Eukaryota; Metazoa; Arthropoda; Insecta; Lepidoptera; Pieridae. Gene Ontology annotation, cellular component: focal adhesion; stress fiber.